AUGCUGGCACAUCCCAUUCAGCGGUUGCAUGUGCCGGCAGCCAGGUUUGCAGCGGCAGGAUCUCUUUUUCGGAUCCGAGGAAAGGGGCCUGCUAGCACAGUUGCCAGCACAAAGUCUGGUGCGCAAUCGCCAGCCGCUCCUUUUACGCCACAUGGAAGAGCAGCGGUGCCAGGUUUGCAGAGCCAGGCGACGGAGGCGACUUUCAACCUGGCGAGUGGCCAGCACAGGAUGAGAGUUGGCAAAUACAAAGGCAAAACGUUCGCCGAGAUUUAUGCGGAGGACCCACAGUACUGCAAGUGGGCGUGCGACAUCGCGCUGACGGGAGAGAACACCAAUGACUCGCUCAAAGUCUUUGCUGCUUUCGUGCAGCACAGGUGGCUCCUGGCCGUUCGUGAUUUGUGCCGUCAAGCCCGGCCGAAUAGCUUGAGAAGUCAGCGCUUGGCUGUCACUGGUCAGCCAGAUGAGAUUACGCGUGAGCUGCUCGAGGGUUUCAUCCGCAUCCUGGGUGGUGAGGUAGUUUCUCAAGUCUCCCCCGGUUCGAAACCGCCAGCGACUGGGGUGGUGGUUGCGGGUUCUACGCUGUAUGGCGGAAAGCCUGUGCAAGAAAGCUCGAAGCUGGAGAAGGCAGCCGCUGCCGGAGUACCUGUCAUGACCAUGGAGGAUCUUCGGCGUUUGGCUACCCAGGUUCCGGCCAAUGAGAGCAAGUCGUAG
This is a messenger RNA of Symbiodinium natans, 711 nucleotides long. NCBI's taxonomy places the organism in Eukaryota, Dinophyceae, Suessiales, Symbiodiniaceae. The record is from the annotation of a GenBank genome assembly.